GCUCUAGCCCGCUCCUCUCUAUGGUGCCCCGCGUCGCCUAGGCGAGGGAGGCCGCGGCCCAAAAUGGCGGCCGCCGUCAGGGCCGGGCGGCGCCUGAGGGGAGCGGUGGAGGGAGAGGAGCUGGCCGGGCUCCCCGCCGCGCUGCGGGACGAGCUGCGGGACGCCGUGGGGUCUGAGGGUGCCCUGGUGCCCUUUAGCUUGCUGAGGAGGCUGCACGGCGGGCUGCGGGAGGCAGGGUCGCCGCUGUUCCUCUACCAGCUCCUGGAAGGCAGCGAGAUCGCCGUGCCCGAGGUGCCGGUGCAGCCGCGGAACCCCGAGCUGGUGGCGCGGCUGGAGCGGAUCAAGGCCAGGCUGGCCAACGAGGAGUACCGGCGGAUGACCCGCAACGUCACCGGCCAGGACAUGAACCGAGGUGGGACCCUAGCUGACUUUGGGAGGCAAGUUCGCUCCGUUAAAGCCGUGGUCAUCACCGUCUUCAACUUCAUCGUCACCGUGGUGGCCGCGUUUGCCUGCACGUACCUGGGCAGCCAGUACGUCUUCGCGGAGACCGCGGCGCGCGUCCUCUCAGCGGUAAUUGUGGCCUCGGUGGUUGGCUUGGCGGAGUUGUACGUCAUGGUGCGGACCCUCGAAGGGGACCUUGGGAAGCUAUAGCCACGCGCAUCCCCCCUGAGCUGUGGUGCUCGUGCUGUGCUGGAGGCUUUGGCCCACCCCAGGAGGCAUUUGUUUGGGGCAGGCUUAUCUCUGCGUUGGCAUCUGGUGGACCUCGCUUCCCGCUCCUUAACGUUCCCGAAACGAAUCGUGGAUUAAAAAUCCUACGGCUGCAGAGCAGAAGAGGGAACGGCUGCGAACUUUUACCACCCCAACACGGAGAGGAGCGUGAGCUGGUGCUGUUCCAGCUCUGUGAAGCCGCUGUGCUUUCGUUCUGGAAAUAAACAACGUUGUGUUUUCAACCUC
Messenger RNA from Cygnus olor (mute swan), 954 nucleotides. It is a transcript of the gene VMA12, whose product is annotated as transmembrane protein 199. Gene Ontology annotation, cellular component: endomembrane system. The transcript is spliced from 6 exons. Gene Ontology annotation, biological process: vacuolar proton-transporting V-type ATPase complex assembly. Lineage: Eukaryota; Metazoa; Chordata; Aves; Anseriformes; Anatidae. The record is from RefSeq and is a predicted model, not a curated record. Bases 64 to 651 code for a protein of 195 amino acids.